AUGACCUUCAAUUAUGGUAAAGAACACAACUUAUACCUAGGAGGUCGGGAGAUUGGGUUACCAGCGAAACUCAUGUAUGCUGGAGCACUCAUGUGGCUUGUUAUUUUCAGCAUUGCGCUCAUUAAAUUGAUGCGGACCGCUCUCAGGAUGAAGCGGUUGUCUGAAUUUGGUGGUCCAGACCAACCUAGGUGGCAGGAAGCCAAAACAACGUUGGAAAUUGCUAAGAUGAUGGCCGGCUUGGAUGGAUGGUACACGAAGUUAAAUAAAAAGCCUACUCAUCAUUCGCCGCACCAAGUUCUGAGCUCCGAACGAACGCCAUUGACACGCAGGCAAAACGAAGAGUGUACUCCGAAUAACGCGGUAUAUGGCACCUUCUCUGAUCAAGAAAAUCACCGCCAGCUUUGCCAGAGCGUACUGUAUUCAGAAUUCUAUGCUAUCAUGGUCUUGAGCAUGUUCCUUCUCUGGAUUUCCCAGUGGCUGUUCUGGGGUGGAUUCAUUUUUCUGAUUUCGGAUGAGCUUGUGACUAUUACAGCUGUCUGGGUUGCUUUCUCAUUUCUUAGCACUAUCGCCGGUCUUCGACAAUAA
Messenger RNA from Penicillium malachiteum, 585 nucleotides. RefSeq lists its product as uncharacterized. The record is from RefSeq and is a predicted model, not a curated record. NCBI's taxonomy places the organism in Eukaryota, Fungi, Ascomycota, Eurotiomycetes, Eurotiales, Aspergillaceae. Bases 1 to 585 code for a protein of 194 amino acids. The transcript has 2 exons.